AACUCACAUUAUUUUUUGGCUGCAGAAUUUUGUUAUUGUCUCUGCGACACAUGGUCACGUGAUUAGAGCUGCCCGCCAUCUUGCUCCUCCAAGAUGGCCGCCCCCAGCAUGUCAUCCUGUUCCUGCCAUCCUGGGUUAGGGUAUGCGGAGAGAGUCUGAGAAGCUGUGUGUGGCAUCUGGAGAGGGUCAGGCUGCCCCCCGUGCUGAGCUUGAUUCAGGGCUCUACAUAGAUCACCAUAGGAAAAAAAUAUUAUUUUACAUCUCGUGGCAUACCACAGAGGUCCAGGGCCAGCGUAGACAAAUUCUUGGUUUGGGAAGACCACCUUUGGCAUACCAAGGUAUGGCACCAUCAUCCACUUGGAAUGCAAUUCCAGUUCUCUCAUUGAAAGAAGAAAAGGAACUUAAGGAAGAAGACUCAGAGAAUGGACCUCCUUUAACAUUGUUUUAUGCUGCCCCCAUUCUAGACAAAAAACAAACCUCCCGCCUUUCCCAGAUCCUUACUGUUAACAGACCCUUUCCAGAUAUCCUACGCCAUUUAAAGAGGGUGAGAUCCUGUUCUUCUCGCCUUGAUAUCUUGCUUUUUCCAUCCAAAGACAAUGAGCUUUUGUCCAUCACAUUAAAUGACGGAGAUCCUGCCAUAUCCAAACAAGUUUUUUGUUGUGACGGUGACAUUAGAGAAUCUAAAAAUGUAGCAGAACACAAAGAUUUUGUACAAGCACCAUCAAUGGCAGCAUUUUUUAAAGAUACCAGCGCUGACUUGACUGGCUUGGGUAAACCUUUCUUAGUGUCCGUUCCCUCCAAGGCACCAAAAAGUCAAAAGGAUCAGCAGGCUUGGGCUGUCUACUGGCCUACUACUUUUCAUUCAAAGCAACAUGGGGUAAAUGUGGAAGAAAACAGUGGGUCGGAAUUUAUGUCGGAGGAGGAAAAAGCAAGGAUUGGAAGUAAUAUGUGCAGAGCCCUGAAAGCUGCACAACAGAGCCAGGCCAAUGGUGUAUGUGGCUUAGGGGCAGCAAUCGUCAAUCCAGAAACUGGUGAGGUUUUGGCAUUAACCAGUGAUCAGACUGAGAAGACAGGAAAGCCAUUCCUCCAUGCAUGUAUGGUUGCAAUAGAUCAAGUAGCCAGAAGGCAAGGUGGAGGUGCAUACCCCAAUUUAUUCCUUGAGAACAAGGAGUGCAAUGUGGGAGAGGAACCUUUAAAUGAAAUGAGAAACACAAUAGGGGCAGAUCAAAAGAAUUUUGAAAAAGGGAAACAAAGCAUGUGGAAAUAUGCAACGGUAGAUGAGCAUGAGAAACGGAAGAGAAUGGAGGAACAGGCGCCCUACUUAUGCACGGGCUAUGAGGUUUAUGUUACACAAGAGCCGUGUGUUAUGUGUGCUAUGGCUCUUCUCCACUCACGUGUGUCCCGUGUUUACUAUGGCUGCAACUCCCCUGGAGGUGCUUUAGGAACCAGUUAUCGACUUCACUGCAACACUGGCUUGAAUCAUCGGUUUUUAGUGUACCGAGGAGUCAUGGAAGAUGAGUGCCAAAAACUUUUGAAUUAAAAUACAUUGCUACCAUCAAUUAAUUCCACUUCAUCAAUACAUUGGCCCUAUGCCACUGUUUUUUUUUUAUUAUUAUUGUUUUUAAAUUUGGUUUUAUUACUACAUCUACAAAUUUUAUUUAUAUUUUAGACUAUGGUUGGUUGUUUGGUGCCUGGACCGUGUUUGGAUAUGGAUUGGAUCUGUGUUUGGAUAUGGAUGGUAAAAGGCAAUUAAAACUUUUUUCUGGGAUUAGAAUCAAAUGAUUUAUUCAUUCACAUAAUUACUAAUACAUUUUGUGCAUAAAGAGAAUGAUGAUUCUGUAUUUAACCUGCGGAUACUAACGUGCAUUUAUAAAAGUGAGAAAAAAAUAUUUCUUCUGCAUGCCUUCCAUGAAGGGUAGAUGAGGGGACUAGCUUUUCACUCCAUUAUGGCAGAGAUACAUUGCGAAAAACUCCCAACUACAGAAGAAUUUAGAAUUGACCUUCCCCAAUACCACUGACAGAAUAUUGUAUCUACCUCCUGUAUGCCACAUAAUGAACAUAAAAAGUAUUAAAUGGAGAAUUAAAUCAA
Molecule: messenger RNA, 2089 nt
Organism: Pelobates fuscus (common spadefoot toad)
Lineage: Eukaryota; Metazoa; Chordata; Amphibia; Anura; Pelobatidae
Gene: ADAT3
Product: adenosine deaminase tRNA specific 3
Exons: 3
Coding region: 143-1540 (465 amino acids)
Cellular component (GO): cytoplasm; nucleus
Molecular function (GO): tRNA-specific adenosine-34 deaminase activity
Source: RefSeq, a predicted model, not a curated record